Molecule: messenger RNA, 2413 nt
Organism: Syngnathoides biaculeatus (alligator pipefish)
Lineage: Eukaryota; Metazoa; Chordata; Actinopteri; Syngnathiformes; Syngnathidae
Gene: slc2a8
Product: solute carrier family 2 member 8
Exons: 11
Coding region: 174-1640 (488 amino acids)
Biological process (GO): transmembrane transport
Cellular component (GO): membrane
Molecular function (GO): transmembrane transporter activity
Source: RefSeq, a predicted model, not a curated record
CAAACCGGAAAUAAAAGACACGGAGGUCAGCUGACUGGAACAUUAACGAAACAAACCUGAUUAAGAGGGUCAAGAAAAGAACGACCGGGGCCGAGAUGUUAGACACACACGUGUCUUCACUCUCAUCAUUGUUACGUUUUGAUUAAAUUGGCGAAGGUCUGGGGAAACUUACGAUGGACAUCCAGCAGGAACGCCGGAGGCUGCUGAAUGAUGAGGGUCGAGAUGACGAAAUCACUGGUGAAUCACUCAUGUCCGAGCAGGACGCGUAUCUAAGCAAAGUGAGUAACAGAAAUUUGUACUUGGCCACCUUGGCGUCCGUGCUGGGACCCAUGAGCUUCGGCUUCGUGCUGGGGUACAGCUCGCCCGCCAUCCCGGAGCUCGCUGGGAGCUCGGACCCCCGACUGCGGCUGGACGACACACAGGCGUCUUGGUUUGGGUCUGUGGUGACGCUGGGGGCGGCGGCGGGGGGCCUGCUGACUGGCUGGUUGGUGGACAAGGUGGGCAGGAAACUGAUGCUCAUGUUCUGCUCGCUGCCCUUUGUCUUUGGCUUCACCGUCAUCAUCGCCGCCCAAGAUGUGUGGAUGCUCUACGCCGGACGUGUGCUCACGGGGCUCGCCAGCGGAGGCGCGUCGCUCGUCGUGCCGCUGUACAUCUCAGAGAUGGCUCACGAGCGCGUACGAGGCAUGCUGGGGUCUUGCGUGCAGCUGAUGGUGGUGUUCGGCAUCAUGGGGGUCUACCUGAUUGGUCUGUUUGUGGACUGGCGUUGGUUGGCAGUGUGCGGGGCCGUGCCGCCCACGUUGCUGAUUGCGUCCAUGUGCUUCAUGCCAGAGACGCCGCGCUUCCUGCUUUCGCAGGGCAAGCGGCGCGAGGCUGAGGAGGCGUUGCGCUUCCUGAGAGGGCCCCAUGCAGCCGUAGAAUGGGAGUGUGCACGCAUAGAGGACGCCUAUGACCAACAGGGUUCCAGCUUCCAGUUAUCGGACCUGAAGGACGCAGGUGUGUACAAGCCGCUGGGCAUCGGCGUGAUGUUGAUGGUCUUCCAGCAGAUGUCGGGCAUAAACGCUGUCAUGUUUUACGCUCAGAACAUCUUUGAGCAUGCGCACUUCAAGGAGAGCGAUCUGGCCUCAGUGAUGGUGGGUGCGGUUCAGGUGGUCUUCACUGGCGUGGCGGCGCUUAUCAUGGACAAGGCAGGAAGGAAAGUGCUGCUCGUCAUUUCAGGGGUGGCCAUGGUGAUAAGCACGGCAGCAUUUGGGCUUUAUUUCUACUUGAUGUCUCGGAGCUCCUCGCCAGAGGAACAUCACGCCAACAUGGCCUGGUUGGCCCUCUCCAGCAUGGCUGUCUUUAUCACCGGCUUCGCCUUGGGUUGGGGUCCCAUCCCGUGGUUGGUGAUGUCUGAGAUCUUCCCGGUGAAAGUUCGUGGCUUCGCUAGCGCCGUGUGUGUGCUGACCAACUGGGGCAUGGCCUUCAUUGUUACUAAGAGCUUCCAGGACAUGAUGACUCUCCUCACCAGCGCAGGAACCUUCUGGCUCUUCUCAUGCAUGUGCCUCCUCAGUGUGCUAUUCACCUUCGGCUUUGUGCCAGAAACUAAAGGUCGGACCCUGGAGCAGAUCGAGGCCAACUUCCGGGGAACAGUGGGACAAUGAUGGCUUCCAGAAGCUUCAUUUAAAAAAAAAAAAAAAAAAAAAAAGCUAUGAAAAUGUUCCCAUGAUCAUUUGUCUCUGAGUACUAGGAUGAAGGAGCAUAGUUACUGCACAUCAGUCAAUGUGAGAUCAGCACUGGGGACACAUUGGAAUGAAUUUUUUUUUUUUUUUUGUAAAUGAAGGUUAAAUGUUUUCUACAUCAAAUCUCAGGCAUCUAAAAACUUUUGAGAUGAUACAACUGUGUAUUUUACAUGGAAUAGAUGUGUAACUUGAUUGAAGUGUGAUGGAAAGAAUCCACAUUGACAAUGACAGCCAACAAGACUGCACACAGCUGCUGUGGUGGUUUCUAAACAAUGUAGAGCAGGGGUAGUUUAAGUGUAGCCCUUUAAAAAAAAAAAAAAGAUUUAUUAAAUAAUUUAAUAUUAUGGAUUUUUAUUUUGUAAUCAAAAUAGGGCAUAUGAAGCCUGAUUAAUUCUGUAAUCUGGUCCACCUAGCAUUUAUAUAAUCAAGAGUCCUGUAAUAUUUGUUGCAAGAAUUUUAUUCAUUUGUUUUAACCCUAAAAUUCAUUGCUUUAAAUGUUUCCCUCAUUUAUUAAUCGAUCUCAUUAUAUAAUUGGUCAAUUGAUUUGUUGGUGUAAAUAUAAAAAAAUAGCAAAAUCAUUUUGCAUAUACCUUUGAAUUUUGAUGGUUAUAAAUCUGAUUUUUUUUAAUUAUUUACACUUUAAUGUAUUUUACCUCAUCAGUCUUGGUAUGUAUGAAGGUACGUAGAUUUAUUUU